AUGGUCAUCAUGAAUUUGGGACACCUAGAGUACAAAUUCAACCUCAGAAGUGAGAAAACUCCUCCCGUCUCCCGGGAGCCGGGAGCGAACCGGGUAGGGCCGGCCACACCCCGCGCCCCGCACAGCCGAGACCCUGGCCCUCAGCUACAGCUGCGGAAGACAGACGAGAGAACUGACCUGAGGAGCGGAGGGCCGGGCGGGGUCGGGCCGGACGGAAGGACUGAAGAGCCCGCCAGCCGUCCGAGGCCAAGCGGCGAGAGCCAGAAGACCUUAGGAAUCGUUUCGUUCGCCAGGCUCUGGUCGCUUCCGCCCGCCAAAGGAAUCAAACCUCCCGGGCCGGAAGGGGCGGGGCGUGCGCGCCGCCGAGUCCCAGAGGGGCGGGGCGCACAGCUCUCGGGAGCGCGCCGGACGCGGGAUUCCGGUGGGGCGGGGGCCUCGCGGACGUGUCGGGGCGUCAAUUGCUUGGCCCCGCCCCAACGUGGACGGCUGAGGAGUGACUCAAGCUCUUCUUCUUUGGACUGGAGUGUGGAUUCUUGGCCUUGGCAGGUCAGCCUCCAGUACAACAAGCAACACAUCUGUGGAGGAAGCAUCCAGGAUCCCCAGUGGAUCCUCACGGCAGCCCACUGCUUAGGUACAAUCAGGCCCAUCUGCCUGCCCUUCUUUGAUAAGGAGCUUGCUCCAGCCACCCAAUUCUGGGUUGUCGGCUGGGGCUUUACGGAGCAGAAUGGUGGGAAGAUGUCUGACACACUGCUGCAGGCGUCAGUCCAGGUCAUUGACCACACCCGGUGCAAUGCAGAGGAUGCCUACCAGGGAGAAGUCACUGAGAAGAUGCUGUGUGCAGGCGUCCCAGGAGGUGGUGUGGACACCUGCCAGGGUGAUAGUGGUGGAUCCCUGAUGUACCAGUCUGACCACUGGAAGGUGGUGGGCAUUGUGAGCUGGGGACAUGGCUGUGGGGGCCCAAGUACCCCAGGAGUGUACACCAAGGUCACAGCCUGUCUCAACUGGAUCUACAGUGUGUGGAAGUCUGAGAUGUAA
Molecule: messenger RNA, 1035 nt
Organism: Marmota flaviventris (yellow-bellied marmot)
Lineage: Eukaryota; Metazoa; Chordata; Mammalia; Rodentia; Sciuridae
Source: RefSeq, a predicted model, not a curated record